Messenger RNA from Pocillopora damicornis (cauliflower coral), 1258 nucleotides. RefSeq lists its product as uncharacterized. The record is from RefSeq and is a predicted model, not a curated record. NCBI's taxonomy places the organism in Eukaryota, Metazoa, Cnidaria, Anthozoa, Scleractinia, Pocilloporidae.
GAUUGACACAGCUCAAAGUCACAUGACGUCUACAAGAUAACUUCACAACUUUUAUCAGUGUUGAAUUGAUUGUUUUGCAGAUAUCCUUCCACGUGCUUUAAGAUGAAAUUAACUCUCUCGCUGAUGUUCAUGGUUGUCUUCCAUGCAGUAGGCAGCUUAGGGCCUCUACAUGCGUCUUGCAAAAUACAUUGGUCUUGGGCAGUAAAAUGCAGUAUGGUUAAUGAUGCCAUUGUUAACCAGAUUCAGAAGUGGCAUUCAAAUGAAACCUGCCCAGGUGGUAAAGGGGAAAAGUGUCUUUAUACGCUAGAAAGUCAGACUGAUACUGAAAUCAAAGCAAUCCAUGAGACGCCCAAGAAGCACUACAAAGAUGACCUCACAUUUACUUUUACUGCAAAUGGAACUGAACUGUGCAGUGUAGAGGGCUAUUCUUCCUCUGAAACUUGGUAUGCUGUGUUGGACUAUGGUACAAACUACUGUAACCUUCACAACUUGAUCACCGGAGCUGGACUUGACAAAAUGCCAAAAUACUCAGAAGAAACCAGUGACUCCAUUUGCACCCAGUACAGCUCUGCUGAUUGUGAGAAAUACUGAAGAAGUAAAUGUUUCCUGAAAGAGCCACUUAGAAGGAUUUUUUAAACUAACUUUUAGCACUGAUUAAGUUCCUACUGGAACAAUUAAUGUAUGACAUCAAUAGAAAAUCCCUUAAUUUCAUGAAACUGAAAUACUUUUGAAGAAGUUGCUGUUGGCUUUCAGUUUUGCAUGGUUGAUUGUUAAGAUUCCCCACUCUUGGAAACUUCUACCUUUGCUCUUAACACAAUCAAAACAAGGAUAAAAUUUUCUCUGUCAAUUUUCAAACAAUAGAAAUCAGAUAUUAUUUGUGGCUCAGAGCCACAAGAAGGUCAGAAUGAAGCACUCAACUAAAUCUGUGAACCUCUAAAUCAAGGAAAAAGCAUAAAUUUUAUUACAGCAGUUUCACAUAGCUCUGAGGUAGAGGUAUUCAUAGUGUUUAAUACCACAUAUGGUACUGUUGCAGUUACUGUAGAAGUUUUUCCAAGCAAAGUUAAUAUCCUUAAAUAGCUCAAUGUAUGAUAAUUUUUGUCUCAAAAAAUUUAUAAAAUAAUGACAUGCCAGAAUAAUAAACAUAGAAAUUGAUCUAUAAUAUGCUUUUCCUAGAUGUAUUUUGCUGAUUUAUAAUAAAAUAAAGCACAUUAAACAGGCUGCCAGUAGAUAGAGUUGAUAAAGGUCUAGAUAAAAUGAA